UUAAACAAGAUCCUCAAAGAUAUCAUUAAUCGGUUCGAAAGUACAUUAUAUUCCUGGAUGGGACUGCCACGGUUUACCUAUCGAAAAUAAAGCUUUGAAAGAGCUCGGAAAAGAUUCUUCUAAUAUUCCUCCAUCUACUAUACGCGCUGCUGCUCAUGCAGUGGCUGUUCGAGAAAUUGCAUCGCAGAAGGAGCAAUUCCGUCAAUUUGGUAUCAUGGCUGAUUGGGACGACGACGCGUCCACGUACCGCACAUUGGAUCACAGCUAUGAAAUGAGACAGCUGCGUAUCUUUGAACAGAUGGUUAACAACGGUCUCAUACAUCGCCGAUAUCGCCCAGUACAUUAUUCACCUUCAUCUCGCUCCGCAUUAGCAGAGGCGGAGUUAGUAUACAAGGAGAACCAUGUGUCCCAUUCUGUAUACGUUACAUUCGCUCUAGAUCACCCCUCUGCUGAAUUAGUACUCAAAACCACCAACUUAUCUUCAUUUGAGCCAAUCCAACUUCUAGUCUGGACUACAACGCCUUGGACUUUGACUGCGAACAUGGGCAUUGCAGUGCAUUCAGACAUGGUAUACACACUACUUCGUCGGAUGACCGACUCUUCUUUGACCUUAGUUGCUCAAAGUCGACUCGAAGCCCUCCAAGACAUUCUUGGGCCUAUCGAAAUACUCGCAGAGCUGAAAGGCGUAGAUUUAGUCGGUCUUCAAUACUCUCCAAUCUUCUCCUCUUUGUGUAAUACAGAACCUCCUGCAAUGCGAAUUUUAGGAUCUUCACACGUCACUUCGGAGUCGGGUACGGGUCUGGUACAUUGUGCUCCUGCUCACGGAGAAGAGGACUAUAAACUGUUCCGCUCUCAUGAUUUGAUCUCCUCUGGAACGCAGUCUCCUUCCACCGCCAUGUCAAACACCUUGAUCUGUCACGUCCACGAUGGUUUAUUUUCCGAAAAAGUUGUCGAUGUAGUUGGUCCCGCUGCGCACAUGCUCGUUGGAAAACCCGUCCUUGAAGAAGGGUCGCGUGGGGUCGUCGAACUCUUGAAACAAGCCGGAAGACUAUUGGCUGUGAAGAGAUAUACGCACAAGUAUCCUUACGAUUGGAAAACGGAUAAGCCUAUCAUCGUUACUGCAACGUCGCAGUGGUUUGCGAACCUUGAUAGAAUCAAGGACGACGCAUUGAAGGCUUUGAAUGAUGUUCAAUUCUAUCCAAAUCAGUCCCGUAAUCGUCUUGAAUCCUUCAUCCAGUCUCGUUCCGAAUGGUGUAUCUCCCGACAACGUGUAUGGGGUGUGCCCAUUCCUGCACUACUCAACACCAGAACCGGAGACGCCAUGCUCAAUCGUGGGUCUCUCCGACACAUCAUUAAUGUCUUGGAAGAAAAGGGUGUCAAACAUUGGUGGGAAGGGCCGGUGGAGGAAUUCCUUCCUCCUGAAAUGAAAACGGUCGAUGUAGGGGAAUGGCAGAAAUCCACGGAUACAAUGGAUGUAUGGUUCGAUAGCGGGACUUCCUGGUCGAUGUUAGAUCCUCCAUCUGAGGGUAGAUCGUUCCGUGCGGACGUAUGUUUGGAAGGCUCUGACCAGCAUCGGGGUUGGUUCCAAAGUCAACUUUUGACUGCGGUGGGGUCUGCUUCAGAAACGAUUACGGAGUAUCCCAGCGAAACUGCGAGUCCGAAUGCGAAAUUGCGCAGCCCUUAUGGUACACUCAUUACACAUGGAAUGGUACUAGACGAAAAGGGGAAGAAGAUGAGCAAGUCACUCGGAAAUAUCGUAAGCCCUUUGACCAUCGUUCUGGGAGGAACUGACAAGAAGAACGACCCCGCCUAUGGUGCUGAUAUUCUCCGCCUAUGGGCCGCUUCUGUAGAGUUCAAAACCGACAUAUCGAUUGGGCGUACGUCGUUGACCCAAACCGCCGAAGCGAUGCGUAAGAUCCGAAAUUCCGCAAGAUUUAUGUUGGGUAAUAUCAGAGACGGUACAGCGUUGGAAGGGCUCGAAAGGGUCCAAAGAAAAGACAUGGGCUUGGUUGAACGAUUUGUUAUGCACGAGUUGUAUGUGCUGGAGAAGAUUGCUUUGAAAGGCUACGAGGAAUUUGAUUUCGCGAAAGUGACUGCAGCACUUGUAAAUUUCGCCAACACUACACUCUCUUCGUUGUAUUUUGAUAUCACCAAGGAUUGCCUGUAUGCCAACUCCUUCCAAAGCAUCGAGAGGAAAGCCGUUGUCACUGUUCUCGAAAAGAUUCUGGAUACGACGACUUCGAUUUUGGCACCAAUCCUUCCUCAUUUGGCUGAGGAAAUACAUCAACAUCUAUCUCGUGAUCAGAACCUACAUCCGAAAUCUUUCUUUGAGAAAGGGUGGAAACCACUCGAUCCGGAAUGGGAAGAUUAUGCAGCAGCGAAAGAUAUGAGUUAUCUAUUGAAAAUCAGGAAGGCGGUUCUCGGCUUAUUAGAGGAAGCAAGGGGACAUAAAAGAGUUAAAAGUUCCCUAGAAGCGGAGGUAGACAUCCUGUUGCCAAACGAGGGAGGAGAUCAUCCUGUGGCAGAACUCUUAAAACGAGAAGAACAAAUACUCAAAACGCUCUUCAUCACUUCCGAUGCGUCUCUGGUCGACGAAGGCUCCCUCGGAAGUGGUUCACAGUCCUCAGUGUGGGUAUACACAGAGUCACUAGACGUUGGGGAAGAUUUAGACGCACUUGGAAUACGCGUUCGGCCAGCUUCGGUAGCCAAGUGCCCGCGGUGUUGGACUUAUACGAAACACGCAAAGGAAGAAACUACAUGUGCGAGAUGUGCGGAUGUGUUGCGUUCGUUGUGAACUGGCCCAAGGGACUAGAGUUCGCAAAGAUCUACCGAAAGCAAUAGAUGCAAGUGUUGUCCAUUGUCAGUGAACUUCAUCAACUUUAGUAGCGCUUCCUUACGAUACUGAAGGAAAUGAUCUAAUAUUGGGACUGGACGAGUCGUUGAGCACUGGCCCCUCACUUCGAGAAAUGAUUGCUGAAAUGUCGAACUCCGGCGAUAUUCCGGCGAGGCGAUUCGAGGCCUGCGUGACUUGUAUCAUUGUAUCAAGACCCAUACUUAGAUGAAAAACCAUGGACUUAUUCAAUGCGAUACUU
Messenger RNA from Lentinula edodes (shiitake mushroom), 3092 nucleotides. Its product is annotated as tRNA synthetases class I-domain-containing protein. The transcript has 16 exons. Bases 215 to 2794 code for a protein of 859 amino acids. NCBI's taxonomy places the organism in Eukaryota, Fungi, Basidiomycota, Agaricomycetes, Agaricales, Omphalotaceae. Gene Ontology annotation, molecular function: isoleucine-tRNA ligase activity; tRNA binding; aminoacyl-tRNA deacylase activity. Gene Ontology annotation, cellular component: cytosol. Gene Ontology annotation, biological process: isoleucyl-tRNA aminoacylation. The record is from RefSeq and is a predicted model, not a curated record.